Molecule: messenger RNA, 2991 nt
Organism: Xenopus tropicalis (tropical clawed frog)
Lineage: Eukaryota; Metazoa; Chordata; Amphibia; Anura; Pipidae
Gene: trmt2a
Product: tRNA methyltransferase 2 homolog A
Exons: 12
Coding region: 216-2057 (613 amino acids)
Biological process (GO): RNA processing; RNA modification
Molecular function (GO): tRNA (uracil(54)-C5)-methyltransferase activity, S-adenosyl methionine-dependent; RNA binding; RNA methyltransferase activity
Source: RefSeq, a predicted model, not a curated record
UGCCGAUGCUGUAGGCCUGCGCAUUACUAUAUGCACUAGCGGCUACACGUGUACUGAGCACUGCGGGCUGCUGCCCCAUAGGAUGGGCAAGUCUCUGCCUCACUAGGACUCUCCAUUCCCUGCUGCCGGGAGGCUCCCCGGGGUGCGGAGCAUUGCGGGAAAGAGCCGCACAAAUCACACAUGCCGUACAGUUAGACUGCAGUUCUGAUUUGAAGAUGGAAACCUGCGCGAAUGAAAACAUCUGCAUCUCUGAAGAAAUAAGUCAAGAAGGUUCCCCAGCAGAGGAAGAUGGAAGCAAUGAAAUGGCAAAAUCUUCUGCUGAGUCCUGUCCAGACAGCAAGAAUAAAGCAGGGAUUUAUAGAUACAUCAAAGACGAUCUCUUCACUUCAGAGAUUUUCAAAGUAGAAAUACAAAACUUGCCAAAAUACAUAUGCUUUAAUGACUUAAAAAAAUUCCUUGGCAAGUAUGGGCUAAAUCCUCAUAAGAUUAAACUCAUGAAUAAACAAACUUUUGCAUUUGUGACUUUUAAAAGUGAAGAAGAGCGUGACAAAGCUAUGAAAGUCAUACAUGGGGUGAAGUGGAAGAACCGUACACUUAGUGUUCGACUUGCAAAGCCCAGGGCUGACCCCAUAAUGCAAAAAAGAAAGCAGGAAGAAGGAGAUGGUGAACAGCCAGAAAGCAAGCGUCAGGCUGCACACAAUGAUGCAGAGGAGGAGCCCCUCAGUAAAACGAUCUCGGAUGUAGUGACUCCUUUGUGGCAAGUUCCAUAUGAAGAACAGCUGAAAAUUAAGGAGGAAGAAUGUUGCAAAGUAUUGAAGCAGUUAACAAAGGAAAUAGGAGUGAAUAACAAGCCACUAGCCCCUUGGCUGUUUGAGCAGAAACAGAAGUACAAUAGACUCUGCUGUCCCCUGGAACGUGUCAUACCAUCUCCAAUACAGACAGAGUAUCGUAACAAAUCUGAAUUCCUUAUUGGAUAUGGUGUUAACCAGGAAGACAAAACAGUGGGCUGCAGGCUUAGCAAAUAUAAAGGAGGCACAUGCGCUGUGGUUGAGCCAUUUGAUACAAUAAACAUUCCCCCUGUUACCAAGAAUGUUGUGAGAGCUUUCCAGGAAUACAUAAGGAGCACUCCAUAUGAUGUCUAUAGCCCUGAAACAUAUGCUGGUCACUGGAAGCAGCUUACUGUCCGUACCAGCAGAAAGGGGCAGGUUAUGGCAAUAGUGUAUUUUAACCCCCAGAAACUGCCUAAGGAGGAUCUCUCAGAGCUAAAAACGUCACUAUCAAUGUAUUUCACUGAAGGGUCGGGGAAGGAAAGUGGUGUCACCUCCCUUUAUUUUGUUGAAGAGGGUCAAAGGAAGUCUCCCCACCUGGAGGAUUUGCCUGUGGAACAUAUAGCUGGAGACCAGUAUAUCUAUGAAGAUCUACUUGGUCUAACCUUCAGAAUUUCACCUCAUGCCUUCUUCCAGGUUAAUACACCUGCAGCUGAGGUUCUGUAUUCAGCCAUUGCAGACUGGGCUCAGCUGGAUCAGAACACCACUGUUUUGGAUGUUUGCUGUGGGACUGGAACCAUUGGCAUUUCUUUGGCUAAGAAAGUCAAAAAAGUUGUUGGAAUUGAACUGUGUCAGGAGGCUAUUGCAGAUGCCAAGGCAAAUGCUCAACUAAAUAAUUUGGACAAUGUAGAGUUCCGAUGUGGCAAAGCUGAGGACAUCUUUCCCACCCUUAUUUACUCUUUCACGUUCCCAAGCCCACUGGCCAUUGUUGAUCCACCAAGAGCCGGCCUCCACUCCAAGGUGAUUAUUGCAAUUAGGAAAGCAGAGCAUUUGAAGCAACUGAUAUAUGUUUCCUGCAAUCCCAAGGCAGCAAUGAACAACUUUAUUGACCUGUGCCGUGCUCCUUCCAAUCGUGUCAAGGGGAGACCAUUUCGGCCAAUCAAAGCCUUAGCUGUAGACCUUUUCCCGCAGACUCCACAUUUUGAAUUGGUUAUUCUGUUUGAGAGAACGGAACCUGCAGAAAUCGUAACUGAUCCGUCUAAAAGCACCGAGCCGUCACUUGUGCCGUGACACAGUUCGGCCAGACUGAGGUUGUUAUGGAAAGUAAAGCUGCCGAAGGUACGGCAGUGAGGGCAAAGAUUCAUGGUGUUAUUCAUUUCAGUGUUGUAACUAAUGAGUUCUCUCUUGAGUCACUUUAUUUAAAUGUAAAACUGGACCAACCAACAGCAUUUCCAUGUGUUUAGUGUGUCCACUUAAAUAAAAUAUAUAGAAAAAUAGGACUGAAUCUUAUACUUUAUUUAGCCAAAGUAUUUCUAGCAUCCUGGCUCCUUGACAGGCAUAACAGGCAUAGCUCACUGGGGGGGGGGGGGGCUAACAAUGGUUUGAUUCUUCAGCAAGUAAAUGGUUUUAUAAAUAUACUGUUGUGUACCCCUCUUUCUUGUAACCUUCCUUGGCUCAUGGUGCCUCCUGGACUUGGUACCAUGUUAAGAGCCUGUCUCAAAACUCACAGAUGUUGCUAAAAUGGAUUCUGACAGAGACACUCUGCACUCCCCCAUUAUCAAUAUCUAUAAGACAUUCUGUGCAUUAAGCUACCAAGAAAUGCCCUCCCCUUUAAGCACAACAGGGAUUGUUUGUCCAUAUAUUGCAAUAUACUUCAAGCUGGCCAACUAUGUCAGUCAUCCCUGGUAUGGCCAGUCCUAUCUGAUUCAUUAAGAAUUCUACUGCUUCAAUAUACAUUUAACAAAGGGACUAAGUUUUACCUGAAAGCUUGCUUUCAAGGUUAAAACCCCCAAAAGGCUGCCAUUUUAUUGGCUCCACUGGGUUCACCUGACUGUAGCUGGGAAUGGUCGGAGCUACAACAUGGAGCUGGCCACUGCUCUUAUAUAAAGGAACUGCGGCACAAAUGUUUUUAAGUAAAAUAUAUUGUCCACCCUGCUCCAAUAAUUGUCCUAUCCUGCAGAAUGUUUAUUAUUUUCAAUGCUUUAUUAAAAAAUACCUGCUAAAA